AGUUCAGACUGAAAAUAAGAAUAAAUAAAAUGGCAAAUCAGAUAUAAAAUAUAACUGUAAAAAUGACAAAGCUACGUAAUAGUGCUGCUCGUUGGGACAAACUUAAAAGCUGGCAUUCCCUGACAGAAGAAGUCCAUAAACGGCUAGAAAAUUCAGAAAAAUCAGAUGAAGGGUUAACCCUGGAUGUUGGGCCUCAGUUGCUGCACACCCUCAGACACCCCAGCGAACUGCGAAGCAUGGUGCAUACAGGCACUAAAUUGUGUAACAUCUUCACAGCCCAAUAUAACAAGGGAGCUGUCCAAGGGGUACGAGCUUGGAUUCUGGAAACCAACGAUAUGGGAGUCUGCAAGUAUCUUGGGUUUGAGACAGAGUGUGAGAUCACUGCAAUCACUUACGUGUUAAAGCAUCGCGCGUACCUUACGUUUUCCUCCGACCUCGUUCUGCGAGUGUUUACAGACUUCAACCGCAACUUUGUGGAGGUGGACAGCAUUCCAAGUCUUCAGACAACACUUUGUCUGGUGUACAACAAAGAAGAAGACGAGGUGUACGCUGGCGGCAUUGGAUUUGUGGAGGAAUGGAAAAUACACGGGGCAGAGCAUGCAGCAAAGAUUGUGCCGGGAAGAAAGUUUUAUGCGGAGCUGACAAGAAAUGAUUGGAUCCGCGACAUACAGCUGGUCCGAGAAAACAACCAAAUUGUUCUGCAGCAUGGCAAUGGACUCUCUGUGCUACAACUAAAGACAAGGAAAGCUUUACACAGGUUACCAAACAGACAUGGCGGUCCCUUGAAAUGUUUCUGCUACUAUCCACAAAAUGAUUUCCUGAUAACAGGAGGAGCUGAUGGAAAAAUUAAGGUGUUCAACGGGUCAGUGUUCAAUCUGAUGAACUCCUUCAUCGCCCACUAUGGACCCGUCACAGGUUUGGAGUGCCAUAAGCAAGAUACCCUCUUGUUUUCCUGCUCACAUGAUGGCACACUUCGCAUCUGGCGUAUGGACUCAUUUCAGCUUUUCAUGCGGUUGGAUAUUGGAGAGCGGAUCCAGCAAAUGUCACUGAUGGGGGACUCUCAGUUCUUCUUCUUACAGACAGACAAGGACAUUCUUGUCUACACUCUCAACCAGUUUUACAAUUUCUUUGCGGCAGUGGAGUCGGAAACCAAGAGACUGAUGUGUUGUCGGGGUAAAGGCAACAAAACUAGAAUACUGGGUUCGACUGAGGAUGGCAGCGUCCGACUGUUCUCCCCUGUGACAGGUCUAACCCUGACCAUCAUCUACCCUAUGCCAUUUUUCCAGGUAUUGAUGUCCUUUGCCUACGACUUGUACCAGGACAAACUGCACACAGUCCUAACAGGAGGGAAAGUCCUGACAUUCAACACCGGUACAAAUCCAUGUAAGGCAGAGGAAAUCCUGUUGCCAAGCAGUGAAGAUGAACACGUCAAUGUUCUUCUGCUUGUCACAGUUGAGUUUCCAUGUGAGGAUGGAACAGACAUCGACAACCUUGUGUUCGCAGGGCUUACCAAUGGCCAGAUCGUUUUAAUUGAAGCCCUCGUCUGCUCUCUACCGGAGCCUCUUCAGGCCCAUGAGGGAUCGGUGACGUGUAUGGAGGCAUGUCUUCGCCUUAACGAGGCUGGAACGGGCAUCGCCGAAACAACGAGGAUGAUCAUUUCUGGAGGGACAGACAUGUUUGUGAAGAUCUGGUCUGUCGACGUGGAGAUGGAAGAAAAGCGUCCAGUCCUGUAUUUUUUUCCAGUGAUCAAGAUUUACCUGACCUCCUGUCCACUUCUUAUCUGCAUGUACUCCAAUCUCAUCAGCGUGGCUUUGUGUGAUAAAACGUCGCUAGGGCUUAGAUGGUGUCUGUUGAUGUACAAACUUGUUCCAAUCAAGGAGACUCUUAAGCAUUUUCUGAAGAAUGUGUGUGCCAAAGGUAUCAAUGCCAAGAUAGACCCUGUGAUGCCACUUCAAAUCUCCCACCCUCCGGAUGAAGACCAUACCCAGGAGCUGCUUUCUCUAGAUAUGUGUCCCAUGUUGAACCUCAUCCUCACUUCCGGGCUGGAUGGAUAUGUCAAGGUUUGGAACCAUCAUAAUGAGCUACUGCGUGAGAUGAACUUUGCCACGCCAAUAUACGCGGCUUGCUUUGCGAAUAACAAAGGGGACAUUCUGGUCGGAUAUGGAACAAACGUCUGUUCAGUUGCAGCCACCACUUACCUGCCCUUGAAAGAGCUGCAGACACUGCUCGGUCUUAAUGCGCAUACUUUAUAUAGUAAAAACAUCAGAGAGGUCCCUGUGAGAUUUGAUCAUAAAAGUGAACCUUGGCUCGAUUUGGACAAGAUAAAGAAGUUCCCUAUUGACAUUGUCGCUCGCCAACAACAGAGACUCACAGAAGACAUCAUCAAUCGAUUGAAAAAGGGGAUCAAGCAUGACAGGGCUCCGGCAAAAUUUGUGAUUUUUGUUGACGCAGGAGUCACAAAAGUAAUACGGAAAGAUUUCGCUGAUCGUCUUCUCAACUGGGCAAAGGGAAAGUCAAAACUACGCGCACGAGAAAAACGGCACAGAUCGUGGGAUAUCAAUGCACUGACAGAGGGUUCUUCAGAUGAUGAAGAUACUCCACCACUUUGGACACCAGCAAAAAGAAAUGAGCUCUCAUCAGAGGACAAAAUUACAGCAGUAACAAAAUCAGAGGAAGAAUCUCGCCGAGGGAGUCUGGAGCCCCAGUUCCUGGACUCUGAGAACCUCCUACAGAUCUACCCCUCCAGUGUAGGGGCGGCUUUAAGGGCCCUGGAAUCAAGAGGCCAAAAGGGGCCAGUCGAGAUGAAGCUGUUGAAUGAGAAAGAACUCCUUAAAAGGGAUCCCAUCAUUGCCCCAGAUGGGUACAUCCCAAAUUCAGUGAUACGCUCCAGAUUGAAGCCGACAAAGGUUGAUACUUCAAUCCUGCGAAGACUGAGUGAUAAACCCUUCCAGCUCAAGCCUGUCCCGAAAGCAAAUCCUCACCAUCUACCUUCCUGGUGGGGACUACUUGAGGACAAGGAUGAAGGUUCAGCUGUGAGAUACCGGGUGAUGAAAUGGGAUGACUCUCCCUCCCCAACACCUCGAUCACUUGGACCGUCACGAGGUUCACCUGUAUCCCCCGCACAGAAAAGUGGAAUCUCCCCAUUUUCACCUCCAAUAGUAGAAGUGGAAUCACCCGUUAAAAAGUACAUUAUAGCUAAGAGCAAGAGCACAAACUCUUUACUGAAAGGAAAAGCAAACCAGUCUAUGGCUAAAAAUAGAAGUGAUGUAAUGGCUAAAAAUAAAAGUGAUGUAAGUGCAGAAGACAAUGUGCCAAAAAUGGUGAAAGCAAAUAAAAUGGGGAAGAAUAUGAAGUCUGGUUGGGAGGACAGCACGGUUUCUGGGACUCGCCGCACUCCAGGGCUAUCAGCUCGAUCACAGAGACAUUCAUCCGCUGAAUCCGAAGCAAAAACUACGCAAGAGAAUAGGCUCAAACCCACCACAUCAACGUCAGGUUACAAAUCAAAAGUGAUAUCACCAUCUGCCCUAAUUUUGACUCCAAAUAUUCAAAAAUUCAAGGAAGUAAAGAGCAAGCGUUAUGAGUUUAAUCGUUAUGACCUGGAGAUGAACACACCAGGCGGGAGGAAGUCCCGUGUACGCAGGGGUGAAAAACUGACGAGUUUCGUGGUGGAUGAGGAUACCAUACUAAGGACGCCAAUAUCAGAGAGUUACAUGAACAAUGACAUCAUCAAAUUAUUGAUGUCUGAGAGCUGGAUGCCUGAAAUGGACCCCAAUUGUGACUACAAUGAUUUUAUGGGAAAACUUAUCUCCGGUCUUGACAAUGAUAAUCCGAUCGUGUAUGAUCGUGUGUGUAACUACAUCACUAACAUCUUUGAUUCCCUUGGUCUACCAGAAGAAAUAUUGGACAUGACACAUGGGAAACUGGGUAGAAACAUGAACCACAUAAACUCAUCCAUCAAGCAAACAUCCAUCAAAACAGCGCAGAUGUUGGGACAGGGACGAAAUGAUGUAAUAAUCUACAUCUUGCCCAAACUGACUGACCCUGAGGACCCAAUCAGAAAAGCAGCAGCAGAUGCCAUCACAUUGCUGACAGGGGCACAAGACAAGGAUCAGCUUCUGAACAUUUUAGAGCAGAUGGGGAUUACUAGUGGCGUGUACAACAGUAAAGAAGAUGAGGAGUAUGCCCUGUCCGUGCUGGCUGAGAGGUUUGGGGACCAGGGAGAAGACCCACAGUACUUUGACCGUAUCCAGGACUGGGUGAAGGGUACCACCCCUGGCAUAUUUGAAGAUGAGCAGGGGGAGGACGGCAUAUGGCAGGAUGGAUCAAAGUUGUCACUGCAGUCCAAGGAGAAGUCUUUCCUUUCAGAAGGCGGCAAGUCAGUGAUUGACCGGUAUGACACCAGUGGUCAGAACACAAUGUACGCUGAAAUGCCUGCAACCCCUGGAUACUCGUCAGAAAACAGCGAACUGGGCUUCUCUAGGGGUGUUAGUAUGAUAACGAUCAAAAGCGCUGGUCAGAAAUCGAACAACAGCCGUUACAAUGCUAGAAUGGAGUUGUUAGACAGAGGUGGUGCGUCAGUUAUGCCGACUGACCGAUAUGAAAUGCCGACUCCCUUGUCGGACAUAGAUAAUGAUGCUUUUAUGUUGGACGGAUAUACUCUUAAGGAAGUUGAUGAGGACAACGAAGAUGGAAGUCCUUUUAUGAAAGAUCCGCUUGCAUUAUUUGAUGAUGAUGAUUAUGAUGAUGAUGAGGAUGUUGGAGGAUUAGAAAGAGGCUUGAGUAAUCUUAGUGGUAGAGAUGUUUUAAAGUCGAGAGAAAACUUGAUAUCUCGUGACACAGCAAGAACUAGGGAUUCUUUUGAAGGGAUGCGGCUCAAGGAAAGGACCGCAACAGAAUUAUCUCAGGUGGGUCCUCUGCCAAAGUUUUUGGCUAGGGACAAUACUGCACGUAACUUUGAUGAUGUUUCCACAGACAGUGCUAUAGAAAGCGCUAUUUCGAUUAGUGAGUAUGCCACUUCGCAUUUUUCUGAGAAGAUGACACUUUCCCAUCUUGAGCAACAGAGCUCUCAACAGAGUCAGGUUUCAGAAGAAAACAACAUGUUUGAUGUAGACCAAGUGUCCAACUUGGAAUACGAAGGUGACUUUUACGAUACUGACACUAACAAAAACUUUGAAGAAAUUUACCGCAUGAAGCAUGAAUUAGAUAUAGCUCAUUUACAUAUGCAUGGACUUGAUUAUCAGGCUAACCAAAAUAACCUCAACAACUCAGGAAUACUUAAUAGCGUGAGACCCACGGUUUUAGAAAAUAACUAUGUAUUAGGUCUUGACACUAUUACAAGCAUGGCAGAGGAGAGAAGUGAAUCAACUGAUGAUGACGAAGAAGUAGAACCAGAAAGUGGAAAGAUAUCAGUAAUUGUUACCCCAAGGGGAGGAUUGUCUUUCGCUACACCCAGGGACUCUAAUUUGGCUACACCCAGGGGGUCUAAUUUGGCUACACCAAGCGGCUCCAACUUGGCUACACCUAGGGGAUCCAAUAUGGCACCAUCGAGGGGAUCAAAUUUAGCCACUCCUGUUGCAGCUUUCCUUGGAACACCAAGGGCACUGCCAGGGAUUUCAGAAUUUACGGGUAAAAAGGAUGCAAAAACUCCGAGAUCAAAAAGAGGAGACACAGGGUCGACACUUCGCAAGCGUCUACAGGAUAUGGAUGGAUUCUCCACCAUUUCCGACAGAUCUUCAUCAAGUAGACGCAGUGGAAGGUUCACCCCAAAAGACCCAUUGAUGUACCAUUACUAUGACAACAGACAGGCUGCUCAAGGGGCGCAAUACAGUAAACCACGUCAAGGCUACACAUUUGCAAUUUGCAAAAAGACCCCAAUUUCCCUGAUGUUUAUCCCGUUGUUUGUAAUUAUAGAAGAAGAGGAGAUUGAACAGAGAGACUCAGAUUUCCACACGUUGUCCAACGUCACCAGCAGUCGGAUCACAGACCGAUUGAGUGGAUACGAUUCUGGGAUUUCGAAGGACAUGUCAGAAUUCAGUCAAGGUCGUGCCGUAAGACAAGGUAUGAUAGCACCUCUCUCUCCUGUGAAAUCUGAGUCUGGCAGUCCUAGACCCAUGUCGCGGCCUCGUACACCACAAGACUGGCGAAAGUUCUUUGAGAUGGUCCCUUAUGCAGCUGAGCGACGUCAGAUGGAGCAAAUCCGACGAGAAAUGAUACAAGGAAAGCUGAAACCAUCGACGCUGCCCCCCAUUUCAUACUUUGCAGAGAACUUGCCAAUGUUGCCAGGUGAAGCAGGAACGCGCCUUCUGCAGACAGUCAGGGUCGGAGAGAAGGUUGCGGCCCCAGGCGAUGGAAGACACAGGAUUGAGUCAGUUCCUGGAAAACUGGCUGUACAUACGCAGAAUGAGGAUGCAGGCCUGUCUAACUAUGGCAUUCUUCAGAUGCAGUGGACAACGGGUGUGCCGACACUAAAAGACCACACCCAACCUCCGCAGAGGAUACCUAAACACCGUAACCAGGGCAUGAUACAUGCCUUACAUGAACAGACUCGAGCUGACAGGCCAAGUUCGAAUCGGGGUCAUGUGCAACCUGACAGUGAGCAGGAACUCCAUUUUCCACAUUUAAAAGGAGCCUCACCUUCAUUGACCAAUCAGAUUGCAGGAAACCAGUAUGAGUGGGAAUUCCCCCUCCCACCACCUCCUGCCAAGGAUUCCCGCACAAAUAACCCAUCAGUAAAGAAAGACCAUGAGAGCUAUUGUAAAUACUACCAUUUAGUGAAGAAAAAGAUGCAUUUGUACACAUCAAAACUAGGGUUUAUUCCUGCUUUAAUAUCUGCUGAAAAAGCGAGACCUGGUUCCAAGCAAGGAAAGGAAAAAACCAAACACCUCCCAGAAGUGUUUGUCAAGCGUCUUCGUGAAGGAGAUCAGGGUCAACAGGGGUCAAGGACACGGUCGCCAGGGAAACAGAAGUCCCUCACAAAAACUGACCUUGGUUCAACACUCUUUCCUCCCAUCAAACUUGGUCAAAUAGUGAACAUUUACUGAUGUUUUAAAUUAAGAAAGAAUUUCUCUUAAUUUUAUUAUAUAACUAUUUUUCUUCUGAUUUCUGUUAUUUCAAUAAAAUUUGGUGCCUAAGUUGCUACUUUCUUUAGAUAUGUGUCCUUACAAAAUUUGUGGAUUUUUUUUACCUGUGAAAUUUAUUGACCAUUUAUGACAAAAUAGGUCUAUCAGUAAACACUUGCUGAUUUUUACCUCUGAAAUGUACUGAUUUCUUCGGUGUCGAACUUGAUAAAUUGGUCACCAUUUACCACUGUUUGAUAUUUCAUGUUUACUCUUUAUAUCAGACUUGGUCAUGAAGGGAUUAUUUCCUGUUGUGAAUUAAUAAUUAGGGAUUGGAUGUUAAAAUAAUUUUAGCUAUCCUUAAAUAUAGUUUCUUGGUUUAUUUCUGUAAAAUUUUGCAUUUUUAAGCAAAUGAACAUAAAAACACAAGGCAACAAAACUGGAGUAAAGACGAAAAAUGUUAUUUGAUAUAGUUCCAAAAUCAUCCUUUUAUGUAUAGUAACCUUGUGUAGUUUGCAAAAAAAGAACAAUAUUAUUAACUAUAAAUAUAAUCAAUUAUAAAAUGUAAGUGAUCAAUUGUGGUAUGAACAAAAUUAUCUGUUUAGUUUUUCCCAAUGAGAUAUAUAUAAAAGCGUAGCAAUAUUGAUAUGUAUAUAAAAAUAUAUAUAUAUAUAGUUAACUAUUUACCUUAUGAGGCCAGUGAUAAAAUUAUGCUUUAAAGGUGUUAUUUAUACAUAUAUUAUAUAUAUUACAGAAUUGUCUCCCUUGCUCACCAAUUUGAUAGAAUAAGUUGUUAAGAUAUAAAUUUCUCAACAGAUCAUGGCGUAAAUUAUCACUAAAUAGGAUGAUAGUCUAAGUCAAGGAUCCGAGCCCCCUUUGUAAUUAAGGGAUGAUUUGUUGUAAACAAAUGUAGCUGACACGCUCAUAACCUGGUCAGCCUCCAUUUAACUGCGGCUGACCAUCUUCUUUUGAAUGUGUAAUGCUUUAGAUAUCAUUUAUUGUUGUUACACACCAACUUCGUUGGUACUAUAUUAUUCACAUUUGGGUAUACCUAAUUCAAGGAUGAGGGUAAAUUUCCCCUUUAGGUUUCUAAAUUCCUCUUUAAACUGCAUUGGGAUACUGUGAGGUCAAGUUAUAAUGUAGCCAAUAGGCAUGUGUAGACCUUAUAAACUCUUCCUGCAUUUCUCAUUUCAUUUAUUGAUAAACAAUUUAACUGGGUAUGUACAAAAAUUCAGUCGAGCCCUGUUUGCUCGAAUCAGCUUGGCUAGUACUGGAUGUAAAGUACCGAUAUCUUUAUACUAUAUGUAAGCAUUCCAGGUUGGCUCGAAUUUUUCAAAGCUCAAAGUAUUUUGGCCGGUCCCUAGGAUAUCGAGCUAUUGAGGUUCGACUGUAUGUACAUUUAGAAAUCUCAUUUUGAAUGCAACUUCUGACUGCCUUAUAUGGAUAUAAGAUGAUACAAACUGAGUUUUUUUUAUAAAAAUGAAAAUUGUAUAUUCCAUUAUGGCAUAUAGCUAUAAAUAUCUGUGUCUCUUGUUCGGUGCCUAUUAGGCCUACGUCAUUUGUCUCUAAACAGGGUCUUUGUUAAAUGUUUGACUUCUGGGUUUGUCCCUGUAGUUUUUGUUAUAAUAUUAAAUAAAAUAAAAUGGACACCAAUAAGUAAGUUAAGUUACACAUAAACAUUUUACUUUAUAUAAAAAAGUAAUUAUAUGUUCUGAUAUUUAAUUAUGAUAAAAAUAUCCUAUGUAUUUUUGGUUAUUGUGAUACCAUUUUACAUUUUAGUUGUCUGUUGAAAAUAAACCCUUGAUCAAGGUGUAUUUUUGGAAGUAUUGUGAUAUAUUUUAUUUUUCAUUAAUUUAUA
Mya arenaria is the source of this 8913-nucleotide messenger RNA. RefSeq lists its product as uncharacterized. The record is from RefSeq and is a predicted model, not a curated record. Gene Ontology annotation, molecular function: protein binding. The transcript has 54 exons. The coding region runs from base 63 to 7040 and encodes 2325 amino acids. Lineage: Eukaryota; Metazoa; Mollusca; Bivalvia; Myida; Myidae.